Molecule: messenger RNA, 6958 nt
Organism: Cryptomeria japonica (Japanese cedar)
Lineage: Eukaryota; Viridiplantae; Streptophyta; Pinopsida; Cupressales; Cupressaceae
Product: transcription elongation factor SPT6 homolog
Exons: 17
Coding region: 12-6662 (2216 amino acids)
Biological process (GO): positive regulation of transcription elongation by RNA polymerase II; transcription elongation-coupled chromatin remodeling; transcription elongation by RNA polymerase II
Cellular component (GO): transcription elongation factor complex
Molecular function (GO): nucleosome binding; histone binding; DNA binding
Source: RefSeq, a predicted model, not a curated record
AGGAAGUGUGCAUGUCUUUUGUAGCUAAUCUCUUAUUAUCUAAGCUUUUUGGGCUUUCUAAGCAUGUUGGUUUUCGCUCUUUGGCGCUGCGUUACUUCAAUUUCGGCAAUGCCGGAAGUCUGAAAGGUGAAAGCGCACGAUUUUCGGUCGAGGGCAAACUUGUUGGGGUUCUUGCAUUUCUUGGUUUCAACAUGGGAGCCAAAACUGUUGUUUCUGACGAUGACGAAGAGUAUGAUGAAGACAAUAUCAGGGAUGCCUUUGAUAUAGAGGCAGCUGAAGAAGGGGGUGAAGAGGGUGAAGAAGAGGGGCAGGAUGAUUAUGAAAAAGAUGGUUUCAUUGUUGAUGAUGUUGAAGAAGAGGUUGGAGAAGGUAGUGGUGAAGAAAAUAAGGCAAGAGAAAAGAAGAAAAAGAAAAGGGAGGCAGAAGGGAAUUAUGAACUUGAUGAAGAUGACUAUGAAUUGCUACAGGAAGCCAAUGUUACUGGCUUUCACUGGUCUAAGCCUGCUAGCAAGCAAUUUAAGCGUCUUAAGAAGGCUGGGAAGAACAAUGACAUAGGGGCAAAAACAAGCUUUUUUGCUGACAAUGAGAUGGAGGAUGGAAUGCUCCCAGAAGAGCUUGUCGCAGAGGAAGACCAACUUGAAGAAGAGGACAUGGAGGAAGAAGAUGAGAUGGCAGAUUUUAUAGUUGAUGAUGAUGAAGUGGAUGAAAACGAUUUACCUGCAAGGAGUAGGAGAUCGAAAAAGAGAGUGGCCAAGCAAGCUCGAGGCAUUUCAUCUUCAGAUUCGAAGAAAGCACGAGACACAUUUGGUGGCAAGGACAAACUUUUGACUUGUCGAAAGCAAGGGUUGAAAGGAAAAGGCUUGGAUGAGGGGCUGGUUGAUGAUCUAAGCUCAAAAAGAUUAGAGGAUGAGUUUGAGCCAAGUGUUUUAGCCGAAAAGUAUAUGACAGGAAGGGAUGAUCAAAUACGAGAAACAGAUUUGCCAGAGCGCUUUCAAUUGUCUGAAGAGAUAAAAGGCCCAUAUCCACAGAACGAGGAUGCGUUACCUGAGGCAAAGUGGAUAUAUGAGCGAGUAUUUGGUUCACUGGCCGUACCGAUGAGGAAGGAAUUCCAGCACAUUAUAACUCUGGACAAGGAAGAAGUUGUAAAGGAAAUUUCUAAUGUAUUGCAGAUGUGUCAUGACCAAAAAUUGGAAGUUCCUUUCAUUGCUAUGUAUCGGAAGGAGAUGUGCCUCAAUUUACUUAAGGAUCAAGAGGAUGACUGUAUAGAAUCUGCCGAUAAUGACUCAAGGGGUAAAUUGAGAAUAUACAAGGCACUUUGGGCAAUAGAUAUCUGGGAUAGAAAGUGGAUUUUACUUCAAAGAAGGAAAAAUGCUCUCAAAGCAGCUUAUGAGAAGCGUGCUGCUGAAGAAGCAAGUAGAGAUCCUAUCAAAUUGAUGCUGUUAGAUUCAAUUUUGCAGUCGCUUGAUGAUGCAGAGUCUGAACGAACUGUUGAUGAUAUAGAUGCAAAAUUUAACUUGCAUUUUCCUCCUGAUGAGGUUGAGGUAGAACAAGGUCAGUUCAAAAGACCAAGCCAGAAAUCUAUGUACAGCAUUUGUCGUAAGUCUGGAUUGGGAUUUGUAACAAAAAAGUUUGGCCUAACUCCCGAGCAACUCGGCAAAAAUCUAUUGCUUAUUUAUAAGAGGCAUGAAGUUGAAGACGCUAGUGUUACACCUGAUGAUGUUGCAGCUGAAUUCUCCGGUGGAGAAUUUAGAGACCCCCAAUCAGUCCUUAAAGGUGCCAGGCACAUGAUGGCAGUUGAGAUAAGUUGUGAGCCAGCUGUUAAGGAAUUUGUCCGCCAUAUCUAUAUGGAGCAGGCAGUUUUAACUACACGGCCCACAGCUGAUGGCAACAAUAUGAUUGAUGACUUCCAUCAGUAUGCUGGGGUGAAAUGGUUAUGUAAAAAGCCUAUAAAAAAGUUUGAUAAUGCACAAUGGCUUCUCAUUCAGAAAGCUGAAGCAGAGAAACUUCUUCAAGUUAACAUUUCUCUGUCAAAAGAUGCAUUAGAGAAAACUUUAAUGCCUGAAUUUGAAAAUUACUACCUUAGUCAUAGGGUGACCCAAACUGCUCAGUUAUGGAAUGAGCAGCGCAAAUUAAUACUGAAGGAUACCCUUUGCAACUACAUUCUACCUAGUAUGGAGAAGGAAGUUCGAAUGGUAUUAUCUACAAGAGCGAAAAGUUGUCUGGUUGAGGAUUAUAAGAUGCAGCUCUGGAAGAAAGUGUCAUUUGCUCCUUAUCAGCAUAGUAAAUAUGAUAACAAGGAGUGUUCUGAAGAAAAUGCUGGAACACGUGUAAUGGCCUGCUGCCACGGGUCUGGUAAAGAUCCUACAACAUUUGUGAUGCUCGAUGCUUCAGGCGAAGUGUUGGAUAUUCUUUUUACAUCAUAUUUAAAUGUCCGGUCAAAGAAUCCAGGGGUGCAAAAACGAAAGGAAAAUGACUGGCAGCGGCUUUCAAAGUUUAUAAUGAAUCAACGGCCUCAUGUUGUUGUUUUGGGAGCCUCAAGUUUACGUUGUAAAUACUUGAAGGAUGAUAUUGAGGCUAGGUUGAAGAUGGCGAAUGAUCAUCCAGAUGACCCAGCAGAGGGACUGGAUUCAUUAGAUGUUGUUUAUGCAGAUGAAAUUCUUCCUCGCCUUUAUGAAAUGUCUCGCAUCUCCCAGGAUCAGCUACCAGCACAGAGAGGUAUUGUGCGGCGCGCCGUGGCUCUUGGUCGGUAUUUGCAAAAUCCAUUGGCCAUGGUUGCAACAUUAUGUGGUCCUGGCAGAGAGAUAUUAUCAUUGAAGCUUCAUUCACUAGAACAUUUUCUUACUACAGAUGAUAGAUAUGAGGGUGCUGAGCAGGUAAUGAUCACAGUAACGAACCAAGUUGGCAUUGACAUAAAUCUGGCAGCAUCACAUGAAUGGAUGUUUGCCCCGUUGCAAUUUAUUGCCGGCCUUGGACCAAGAAAAGCUGCUUCCAUGCAAAGGGCUAUUUCAAGUGCUGGGCGGGUUUACAGUCGUAGAGAGUUGUUGAUUCUAGGAGCAGUCAAGCGGCUUGUGUCUAUAAAUGCUGUUGGUUUCUUGAGAGUUAGAGGGACUGGACAAGCUGCAUCUGGUAACCAAGUCAUGGUUCCAUUUGAUGAUACCAGAAUUCAUCCGGAGUCAUAUUGGCUGGCCAAGAAAAUGGCUAGGGAUGUAUAUUGUAAAGAUGUGGGGCAGGAUAUAGAUGACAUGGAUGAAGCACAACAAAAGAUGGCAAUUGAACAUGUCAAAAGUCAUCCACAUCUGCUGAAGGCCCUUGAUAUUAAUGACUAUGCUAAAAAUGUGGAAAAACAAUCAGACAAUAAAAGAUGGGAAACCCUUUGUGACAUUAAGUUUGAACUGCUCUGUGGAUUUCAGGAUUGGCGACUGCCAUAUAGACAGCCAGAUGAGGAUGAGCAAUUUCUUAUGCUUACGGGAGAAAAUGAAGAAACACUUGCAGAGGGGAAGAUUGUACAAGCAACUGUUCGGAGAGUUCUCGAUCAACAUGUUAUUUGUAAUCUGGAAUCAGGCAUAACAGGAAGGAUUGUAAAGGACGAUCUUUCUGAUGAUACAUGCAUAGUUCAUGUGGAAAAGAUCACAGAAGGUAGCAUUCUUAUCUGUCGGGUGAAAAGUGUACAGAAAGCAAGAUACUUGGUUGAGUUGACAUGCAAACUGAAUGAGUUGAGUGAUCAGUUUCAAAGUAGACAGGAAAGGGAUUUUUAUUAUGCAGAAGACGUAUCCAUUAUACAAAGUGAACAAGAGAAAGCACGGAAAGAAAAGGAGCACACAAAGAAAUCAUUCAAACCUCGGAUGAUUGCACACCCGCAAUUCCAGAAUAUUUCUGAAAGUGAUGCCAUUAAGAAUCUUUCAGAUAAGGAUGCAGGAGAAAGCAUCAUUCGUCCGAGUCCGAAAGGGCCAUCCUAUCUGACAUUAACAUUGAAAGUAUGGGAUAGAGUUUAUGCUCACAAAGAUAUUGUUGAGGGAGGCAAAGAUCACAGGAAUUUUGCAGGCUUCCUUCAACUUGGGAAAACUCUUUCAAUCGGCGAGGAGACUUUUGAAGGUCUUGAUGAGGUCAUAGCUAGAUAUGUAGAUCCACUAGUAAGCAAUUUGAAAGCAAUUCUUGCUUACAGGAAAUUCAGAAGGGGUACAACAGAAGAAAUUGACGAAGCAUUGCAAAAAGAAAGAAAUGAAAGCCCAGAAAUAAUUCCUUUCUGUGUAUCUGUUUCACAUGAAUAUCCUGGUGCUUUUGUACUUUCCUAUGUUAAGAGUAAUACUCAUCAUGAGUAUUUUGGGUUAUAUCCUAAAGGUUUUAAGUUCAGAAAGAGAAUGUUUGAUAAUCUUGACAAUCUUGUUGCCUAUUUCCAAAAACAUAUUAAUGAUCUCGUUGAAGAUUCAAUUCCCCCAAUAAGGUCUGUUGCGGCAAUGGUUCCCAAGAAAAGCCUAGGUCCAGGUCAAUCUGCAGGAGGGAGGGAUUUUGGCUGGCAGGGUCACACUGGUAUAGAUCGUGAAAGGUCAUCAGCACCAGGCUUUAGAAAAGGUGGAACCAGUUUCGAUAGGCAACCAAAUGGUCGAGGUAGGGGAAAGCGUGGAGGUGGUGGUAGUUGGAAUGAGGGAAGAGGAGAUGGUGGUAGGGGUGGUAGUUGGAACAAGGGAAGGGGAGGUGGUGGUAGGAGUGGUAGUUGGAAUGAAGGAAGAGGAGAUGGUGGUAGGGGUGGUAAUUGGAAUGAGGGAAGGGGAGGUGGUGGUAGGGGUGGUAGUUGGAAUGAAGGAAAAAAGAGUGGUGGUAGGGUCAGUGACAGUAUGGAUAGUGGUUGGGGGGGAGGCAGUGGUGGUGGCAUUACAGAUGGUGGGUGGGGUGGAGGUGGUAGUGGUGGCAUUACGGACGGUGGCCGGAAUGAAGGAAGAGGGAGUGGUGGCAGGGUCAAUGACAGUAUGGAUGGUGGUUGGGGUGGAGGUGAUGGUGGCAUUACAGAUGCUGGGUGGGGUGGAGGUGGCAGUGGUGGUAGCAUAGAUAGUGGUUGGGGUGCAGGGGGGGGUGGUGGGAAAAGUACAGAUAGUGGUCAGGGUGGAGUAAAUGUAGAUAGUGGUUGGGGUGGAGGAAGAGGUGGUGGUAGUGAACAAGCAGGUGGUGGCAGUGGGGAAGAUAAUGGGAGUGAAGGAAGAAUUGGUGGUACAGAUGGUGGUUGGGGUGGAACAGGUGGUGGGGGAAGUACGGAUGGUGGUUGGGGUGGUGGAGGUGGUGGGGGAAGUACAGAUGGUGGUUGGGGAGGAGGUGGAGGUGGAGGUGGAGGUGGUGGGGGAAGUACAGAUGGUGGCUGGGGUGGAGGCAGAAGCGGUGGAAGUAUGGAUGGUGGUGGGGGAAGUACAGAUGGUGGUUGGGGUGGAGGUGGAGGUGGGGGAAGUACAGAUGGUGGAGGCGGUGGAUGUAGGGAUGGUGGUUGGGGUGGAGGUGGAGGUGGUGGAAGUAGGGAUGGUGGUUGGGGUGUAGGUGGAGCUAUGAAUGGUGGUGGUGGAGGUGGAGGUGGUGGAAGUACGGAUGGUGGUUGGGGUGGAGGCAGAGGUGGUGGGCGAAGUAGGGAUGGUGGUUGGGGUGGAGGCAGAGGUAGAGGUGGAAAUAGGGAUGGUGGUUGGGGUAGAGGAGGCAGAGGGGGGAGAAGUAUGGAUGGUGGUUGGGGUAGAGGAGGAGGCGGUGGCAAUGGAGAAGGUGGUAGGAGUGAAGGGAGAGGUGGUGGAUUUGGAAGGAACAGGAAUGAGGGUAGAUUUGGAAGUAACAGAGGUAGGUGGAGUGAGGAUAAGGGGAAUAGAUGGGGAAGAAAUAGUGGGAGAGGUAGAGGUAGAGGUUCUGGAAUGGGAGGUCUUGAGUCAACUUUUGACACUAGACAGAGACAAUGUUCUAACAGUAACACUAAUUAUGGCAUCUUUAGCCACAAACAAGAAAGUGAUGCAUGGGGAUCGAAAGCAGAUGAAUGGGGUAGCAAUUCUGGCAACAGCAAUUCAAAAUCUACUGCUAGAGCAGAGUGGAUAUCAGACUCGGGAGAAAAUGGGAAGAACAAACAGGGUAACGAUGGUUGGGAUGCUGACAAGCUGAGUAAAGGUUUUAAACAAGAAAGUGAUGCAUGGGGAUCAAAAGCAGAUGAAUGGGGUAGCAAUUCUGGCAACAGCAAUUCAAAAUCUCCUUCUAGAGCAGAGUGGAUUUCAGACUCGGGAGAAAAAGGGAAGAACAAACAGGGUAACGAUGGGUGGGAUGCUGGCAAGCCGAGUCAAGGUUGGAAUUCUUCGACAGUUAGUGACAUAGAUGCUGCGUCAAAGGAUAAAACAAGUGGAUGGGACACUGUCAAUAAAACUGGUAGCGAUGAGAUGUCAGGGGCUGAAGCAGGCAUGCCUGGUGAUGCAUGGGGUGGAACUGAAGGUGCAAAAACUAAUGAUUCAUGGUGUGUAACUGAAGCACCCAGGUCAAAUAUUGGAUCGGGAGGAAGUGGAACUGAAGGAAAGAAUGAUGAAUUGGCAAUGGAUAGAGUAGGUACGGAGAAUGAUGGAGGAGCAUGUGGUUGGGCCAAAGAUUCCGAUGGAUGGGGUCAGGCAAUGGCAGGUGGUAGUGUCAAUGCUGGUGGUAGUGGCUGGGGGUCGUAGAAAGAAGGCAUCGGUAAACAAUGCCAGGUCAUACAGGUGUUUGUUGAGUCUGUUGUAAUGUCGUCAAUGUCUACUGAACUAUCUGGGGGUAGUUUGAGCUCUUGGAAAACUGAAAAGAAAUUGUGGUAUGAAAGUUUGAAACCAUUGAAAGGUGUUUUCUAUGAAUUUUACUCUGGGGAUCUGUAAAUUAUUCACGUAUAGGGAUCUGGAAACUGCCGUCAUUUGAGGAGACAUUGUCUUUUGAACCACUUGUAAGACAUUAAAAUUUGAAAAUCUUAUGUCUUUUUUUUGGUACA